AUGCCUUGGUACGAAACCCUCACUACAAAGGACGCAGCAACUCUAGUGGGUGUGGUAGUGGAUGACAAGGCGGAGGACAAGCAUGUGGCGUGUAUUGAGGAGCUGGCAAGCGCUUUGAAGCCCUCCUCGUUCACACUAACGGCAGUGUCACAAACAACAAACAUGGUUUUAGGCUAUGUGUAUGCGAAGUUUGAAGAGCAGGAGCUCACGAUCGGGCAGGUGAAGGUUGACCGCGGGCACCAGGGCAAAGGCUUAGGCGGCCUUCUGCUUGGAGCCGCAGAGAGACGUGCAAGAGGCCUUGGAUGGCCGUUCGCCAAGGUAAACUUGAGUGUUUUGGAGACCAACGAGAAGGCACGAAGGUGCUACACGAAAGCUGGCUUCAAGGUUUCUGCAUCGGCCCCAUCCCGCGCUGCCGUGAUGACGAAUGUCAGCAUGCAAAGAUCAAAUGGCUCAGCAUGCACAAAUGCACUUGUUGACAGAACUAUGUCAUAG
This is a messenger RNA of Symbiodinium sp. CCMP2456, 492 nucleotides long. Lineage: Eukaryota; Dinophyceae; Suessiales; Symbiodiniaceae. The record is from the annotation of a GenBank genome assembly.